Molecule: messenger RNA, 787 nt
Organism: Punica granatum (pomegranate)
Lineage: Eukaryota; Viridiplantae; Streptophyta; Magnoliopsida; Myrtales; Lythraceae
Source: RefSeq, a predicted model, not a curated record
UAUACACGUAUAAAUAAUUGGGCCGUAAUCUUCAAGUUGGGCUUUGCAUGGGCCCAGUUUAGUGGAGCCAACUUGUACUGGUAGGCCGAACUUCAAAUACACAACAAACCCUAAGAGCUCCCCCUCCCUAUGUGGCGGCCCGAAAACCCUAAGAAGGAGAGGAGGAGGAGAAGAAGAAGAGUCCAGUCAAAAUGAGUAAAGGAGGGAGCGCCGGCGCCAAGGGCGGGAAGAAGAAGGGAGUGAGCUUCGUCAUCGACUGCGCGAAGCCGGUGGAGGACAAGAUCAUGGACAUCGCCUCGCUCGAGAAGUUCCUUCAGGAGCGGAUCAAGGUCGACGGCAAGGCCGGCAACCUCGGCGAUUCCGUCACCGUCACCCGCGAAAAGUCCAAGAUCACCGUCACCUCCGACUCCAACUUCUCCAAGAGGUACCUCAAGUACUUGACGAAGAAGUAUCUGAAGAAGCACAACGUCCGGGAUUGGCUCCGGGUGAUCGCCUCCAACAAGGACCGCAGCGUCUACGAGCUUAGGUACUUCAACAUCGCGGAAGACGAGGGCCAGGAGGAAGACUAAGCUUUGUCGUCGUUUCGGUAUCUCGUACUUAAUUAAUGUUGUCAACGGUUCCGCCUUGCCCUUAGGUUUCGAUUUUGAGAUGAUGCUUUGUUUGGGAUUGGCUUUGGAUACCUUAAACAGUGUUAGUUUUGCCCCAAAUGUCACUAUUUCGGUUGAUUGCUGUUGGAUAAGGAUAUUUGCCCUUUAGUAUCACAUUUCUUUUCCUAUACUUCCUUCGA